AUGAGCCUGAUCGGAAUUUCAGCUUCAAUAGAAACCGAGGAUUCACAACCAACCUCGUACAGUGCCCUCUACAACGCCCACCAACCUCCGCGGCUCUCCCCCGAGGCUCAGCGACUCUUCUGGACUCUCGACGGUCCCCUGUCCGAAGCCGUCUGGAUCAUGAACACCAAGCGCGACCCGAGCUCUCUCGAGCCGUACUCUCAGGGCGACACCUGGCACCCGUUCUCACGGGCGCCGCUCACGGAGCCCAAGGUCUCGUCCAUCACCGUGCGCACCAACGAACUACACGAAUGGGAUGACAUGUGCUUCAGAACGCACCGCGAACACAGAGACCCCAGCUGUGACGACGAGGACGAGUCCCUCUUCGCCCUUUGGGGAGACCUACUCUGCUACGAUCCGGAGGAGGACGAGGAGGGAGCAACUCAUCUGCUGGGAGAGGCGUGGUGCACCCCUGGCUCCUAA
Colletotrichum higginsianum IMI 349063 is the source of this 462-nucleotide messenger RNA. Its product is annotated as LysM domain-containing protein. NCBI's taxonomy places the organism in Eukaryota, Fungi, Ascomycota, Sordariomycetes, Glomerellales, Glomerellaceae. Bases 1 to 462 code for a protein of 153 amino acids. The record is from RefSeq and is a predicted model, not a curated record. The transcript has 2 exons.